AUGGCAGAUGCAGGGUCUUCGUCCAACCCGAACUUCGUCCAGGAAUACCAACGCCUCCCUGCGUUCAUGAAGGUGUUCCACCGGGAACGAUGCAAGGAUGACAUGCGACUCCCCGACGAUUUCGUAGGGAUACAUGGUCAAAACAUGCCGUUCGAUUGCAGGCUCGUGUGGCCGAAUGGCGGACGCCAUUUGGUACGAAUUCUGAAGCUUGAGGACGGAUUCUUCUUUUCGACCGGAUGGAGACAGUUUGUUGGUGCAACCGGCGUCGUACACGGUGAUCACCUCAUCUUCACCUUGGUGGAUGUAGGAAUUUUUACUGUCAAGCGGUUUAACAGAGGGACGCUUUGCCCCCCGCCGGGCGACGUUGACGGUGUCGUAGAGGACGCGAUGGAAGGUAGCUACGCCCCGGACAUCGAUACGUCCGACGAUUAUGUUCCAUCCGAAAUUGAAUCUGAAUCAACGAUGGAUGACGACUACGUUGAUGAUAGCAGGGCACUCACCAUCGACGGGCUGCCAACAUUCGUGUUUACGCUUACCGCGACAAAUAUCAAUCGCAGCCUUGAGAUCCCAUAUGGAUUUUGGCAACGCCAUAUUCCAAUGGGGGCUAUACAAGCGGGCGUGUAUCUUGAGACUGAAAGGGGACGUGGCUAUGUGAACUGA
Messenger RNA from Salvia splendens (bonfire salvia), 660 nucleotides. RefSeq lists its product as uncharacterized. Gene Ontology annotation, molecular function: DNA binding. Bases 1 to 660 code for a protein of 219 amino acids. The record is from RefSeq and is a predicted model, not a curated record. The transcript has 3 exons. Lineage: Eukaryota; Viridiplantae; Streptophyta; Magnoliopsida; Lamiales; Lamiaceae.